Messenger RNA from Salvelinus namaycush (lake trout), 1485 nucleotides. Its product is annotated as TRAF family member-associated NF-kappa-B activator-like. Lineage: Eukaryota; Metazoa; Chordata; Actinopteri; Salmoniformes; Salmonidae. The record is from RefSeq and is a predicted model, not a curated record. The transcript has 8 exons. The coding region runs from base 196 to 1194 and encodes 332 amino acids. Gene Ontology annotation, biological process: canonical NF-kappaB signal transduction.
UUCCCCGAGGGAAGUUCCCCAAGCGUUAUAAUGCAUGUACAAUGAACAUUUGAAUGAAAUACACCACUCCCGCACGUAGUAAAUGUAGGCCACCUGAAGAAUAAUAACUUUUCGCAGUAUCAAAACAAUAAUUUGGACAUAUUCGAAUGAAGGCCUCAUGACUGCUGUGUCAGUGAUGAUCGUGGAGCACACAGCAUGGAGAGGAAUAUUGGAGAUCAACUCAACAAGGCCUAUGAAGCUUACCGCCAGGCCUCUAUCGAGAGAGACAAUGCCAAAAAGGAACUACAGCAGAUGAAUGUAAAUUAUGAACGGCACACUCAGAAACUUCAGGAACAGAUAGAAGACCAGCAGCAGUUGAUUUCGAUACUCAAAGCUCAGUUGAUAUCAGCAACUAAGCAACCCUCAGGAGAGGUCAAAGGUGAGGCUGCUCCUAGAAAACAGGAAGAAGAAACCUUGUCUCCUUCCAACCCUCUCUUUGACAACCCAGGAAGCUCCUUGAGGAAGAUUCAUUACUUGAAGGAAAAUAUGGAAACUGCUGUGAUUGUGUCAUCUUCACCACACACAGCACCAGUAGCCAGCAGUUUUGAGAAUAAAGAUGUUCUUGAAGUGUUUCAAGCUCUUCGGGGGAAAUUCCAGCAGAUACGUACAUUAACCCAGAGACAAAAAGAUCACCUGAAAAAAAUCUACAGAGGAAAUGACAUGGCAAAUGAGCAGCAGUUCUCCAUGCCCAUUCAGUGUACAGACGUGGCCGUGGAGCAGGCGGAGAGGCCCUUCCCCUCAGCCUUGAGGCCAGGGGUCGACCUCCAGCACCCGCCCAUGUCCCUGGCAUCCCGCGGUGCAAGCCCAGAGGACACGAACCAAGUGGACUCCCUCACCACACUCAGCAUCAAGUUCCCCCCCUCCACAGACAGUGAAUACGAGUUCCUGAACAGCGCUCCGGAAAAACGCAUUGACCUGUCCAUGCCAAGCCCAGGAGUCAGCACUUUCUCUGCCGUCAUAGAGCCCCCAAGGCGCCCUGAGCUUUGCGACGCUACUACAGCAACAGCAGCGCAGGCCGUGAGUGCGGAACAGCAACAACAGAUGAACAACAACAGCCCUGAUAUAUGUACCUACUGCAACGCGGUAGUUCCCGAAGAGCACAUGCACAGCCACCUUUAUACUCAUUGCCAGAGUGAGAGUGAAGCCAGCAAUUGACACUAGCAGACAGUGGCUGCCCAAUACAACAACUCUAGGGUUGAUUCAUGGUUAAUUCAUGUCUUUGUUGCCACGCCAUGAAUUACACGCACUCUGCUGGAUGUCACAUGACACUGGCGUUUUGGGACUUGAAUCCACUCUCAAUCAUUUAUUUAAUUUGUAAGAGGUUAAUGGUACAUUUUACAGUUUUGUCUUAAAAUAUUACUUGGAAAUUGUACGUCGACCUAUGAAAUGAUAUUGUACAGUAUCGGUCUGAGUGUAAUAAAGCAAACAUUUAAUCAUGAUUUUUCA